AUGACCGAGAAAGAGAUUGUGGAAGUGUUUGUGCGGGUACAGGAGCCAGAGUACUAUGACCGAAUCAUAUUGCUAGUCGGAGCUAAAUUCGCCGAGAUAGUCAAAGUUGGUGAGACUAUCGAAGAUGGUUUGAAAUCGAGGAAGAUAGACCGUGUAUCCGCAUCACCUGGGUCUUUAGGAUUGAUAUGGAAGAGAAGAGAGGAAGUUGCCGCUGUCUCGUAUGGGGAAGGAAAAACCCCUAGAAGCCCGUCACAUUCCCAAGAUCGUUCCAGGCCCUCCCGAUCCUACUACCCACAAUCCAAUCAUCCUAAUAACCACAAUACUGCCCCCACCUAUCCGAAUGCUCAAAUUUCAUCGUACCAAAGUCCACCCCCAAAUCUCCAAAAAUUUUCUCCCAUAUACCCAAAUUACCCUUAUCAGAAUAUUGCUCCCAACUGUGCCAAUGUACAGUCGAGCUACCAAGCACCUCCGCCCACUUAUCAAGUCCAAGCUCCAUUAUAUCAGAACCCCCUCCCGAAUUACCUAGCUCCAGUGCCAAAUUACCAGACAAACCCUUAUCCUCGAAGGCAAGCUCCUCGUCCGAAUACUCGAAAUUAUCAGCAGGUGCCUCCCCCUCAGCAAAACAGUUAUGAUCCUUCCCGUUUGAGAUUUGAAAAAAAGCCUUCAAGGAACUUUACCAUACUUGCUGAAAGCCGGACCAAACUAUUUGAGAGACUAGCCGCAGUUGGGUACAUCCACCCUGUGGGGCCCAAGCCCAUGGAUGUCAACUCAAAGUUCUACAAGCCAGAUCAAAGAUAUGCUUAUCAUUCCAACAGUUUUGGACAUGACACGGAAGAUUGCAUCAACCUUAAGCACAGAAUCCAAGACCUGAUCGAUCAGGAGGUAGUUUCUCUUCAGCCGGCGGCGCCAAACGUCAAUACAAAUCCGUUGCCGGAUCAUGGAGGUAGCAACGUUAAUAUGAUUGAAAUGGAUGAAGACGGGUGUGAAACAAAGAUGAUUACUCCUAUUGUGCAUGAGGACUUGGAAAGGGCUGUCGCUUCUUUAAGCGUCAAGGAAAAGAGAGAGUUUGUUAUUCUGACACCUGCAAAGGCUGUUGCCUUGGUGCCUUCGAAAACUCUCGUCAAGCCUAAAUUUGUAAUUGAAACUGCCGUGGCCCAAGGCAUGACCAGGUCCGGAAGGUGCUACACUCCUGAUGAGCUUGCUCUCGGAGGACAGAAGAAGGACCAUACUAAGAGGCCGAUAAGCGAGGGGAAAGCGGAAGAGUUCUGGAGAAGGAUGCAACCGAAGGACUAUUCCAUCGUCAAACAUUUAGAGAAGACUCCGGCUCAGAUCUCCGUGUGGGCCCUGCUAAUGAGCUCUCAGUCCCACAGGCAGGCCUUAAUGAAAGCUCUUGAUGAUACAUACGUACCCUCAGGUACAAGUAGUGAUAACGUGGCUGCCAUGAUUCAUCAAGUCAUUCGGGGGCACCGGAUCAGCUUUUGUGACGAUGAGUUGCCAGUUGAAGGAAGAACCCACAACAAAGCGUUGCACAUUACCGUGAUAUGUCGUGGAAAAGUUGUCAACUGUGUUUUGAUAGAUGAUGGAUCCGGUUUGAAUAUCUGCCCAUUGUCGACGUUGAGGCAACUAAAUUUUGACCUUGGGAAUCUGGAGCAAAACCAGGUUAAUGUAAGAGCGUUUGAUGGAGUACAAAGAGACACAUUAGGGGCAGUGACUUUGACCCUUCAAAUGGGCCCCGCAAAGCUCAGUGCGUAA
This is a messenger RNA of Solanum pennellii, 1752 nucleotides long. RefSeq lists its product as uncharacterized. The transcript has a single exon. NCBI's taxonomy places the organism in Eukaryota, Viridiplantae, Streptophyta, Magnoliopsida, Solanales, Solanaceae. The record is from RefSeq and is a predicted model, not a curated record. Bases 1 to 1752 code for a protein of 583 amino acids.